Diaporthe batatas is the source of this 930-nucleotide messenger RNA. RefSeq lists its product as uncharacterized. The coding region runs from base 1 to 930 and encodes 309 amino acids. The transcript has a single exon. Lineage: Eukaryota; Fungi; Ascomycota; Sordariomycetes; Diaporthales; Diaporthaceae. The record is from RefSeq and is a predicted model, not a curated record. Gene Ontology annotation, molecular function: oxidoreductase activity.
AUGGCAGCUGAAAGCUCGAUCCUCAUAGUCGGAGCCGGCGAGCUGGGAACAGCCAUCCUCUCAGCCCUCGCCAGCCACCCGUCGAAGCCUCCGCACGCCAGCUUCUCCGUCUUACUCCGCCCCAGCUCCAUCACCUCACCUGAUCCCGACAAGCGGCGAUCCAACGAUGAGCUGCGGGCCCUUGGCGCGACGCUCGUGCCUGGGAACUUUGUCGACGAUGAUGUCGCUGAUCUGGCACGUGUCUUCAAAGACUACGACAUCGUCAUCCAGGCGGGCGGGUAUGGCUUGCCAAAGGGGACGCAGCUGAAGUCUGCCAACGCCGCGCUGCAGGCCGGUGUCCCACGAUACUUUCCCUGGCAGUUCGGGGUCGACUACGAGGAGAUCGGAGAGGGCAGCGCUCAGGACCUGUUCGACGAGAUGUUGCAGGUCCGGCGGCUGCUGCGGUCGCAGACGAGCACGGCGUGGACCAUCGUUUCCACGGGGCUGUUCAUGAGCUAUCUGUUUCUCGCCGACUUCGGGGUGGUCGACCUUGAGAGGCGGACUGCGCGCGCGUUGGGAUCGUGGGAUAACAGGGUCACAGUGACGACGCCCGGGGAUAUCGGUCGACUGACGGCCGAGAUGGUGUUUGUGCCAGAGGGGACGACCAAUCAGGUAGUGCACAUCGGAGGAGACACGGUCUCGUAUGGCCAGCUUGCGGAUAUCCUGGACGAAGCUCUCGGCGCGGGCUUUGAACGAGAGGAGUGGACUUUGCAGUUUCUGAAAGACAGGCUGGCUGAGGAUCCUGGAAAUCUUUGGUACAAGUACCGGUGCAUAUUCGGUGACGGAAAGGGGAUAUCGUGGGAUAUGGCAAAGACAUUGAAUAGCCGGCGAGAUAUCAGCAUGACCACUGUCGCCGACUACGUUAGGCGCAACUUUGCGAACGGUGGCUAG